AUGUCUACCAUUAGUGUGCACGCACUUUCUGUCAUGAAAACAAAGAACAAAAAAUACUGGCGAAGUAAUAUCGACGCAGAUCAGUGUCCAAAGGAGAGUAUCGUCUACGUUGUAUCGAAUGUGAUUUUCGAACUCCUAUUAGGCGAGCGACAUGUGGUGAAAGAGUGGACCUUGGAGCAGAAUUCCAAGAUCAAUACUGAGCGCACUGUUUGUGAGACUACGAACUCGGAAGAUAUGACGACACGCCAGAAGAAGAUUCCGGGCAUAGAAAGUAUGCUUGCGCAGGUUAACUUGGAGCCUGGUGGUGGAUUUGCUUCAUCCGAGGAAUCUUCUACUACCACGCAAAAAAAGCGCAAGACCCACGAUUCUGAGCGCGACUCGGAUAAAGAAGUACCAGUCACAUCUCCAAACACCAACGUCGAUCCACCUGCUUUGCGAUUCCACUCUAUCCGAAGCUCCACGCAAAUGUCGUCCAUCGACUGGCAAUCGGACGAGGAAGCUGAUUUCCAAUUUGCUCCUCAUUCAGCCCAAAGCCCUCUCACCAUGCGUCCAAAACUCAUCAAAGGCGCCAAGACUGCAAUUACCGUCAGCGAGAAGCCGCAAGAUCUCAGAACCAUGUUAAUCGAAAGCGCAAAGGCGAUGGUUGAGCGCAAGCCAGGCGAUUUGAACUACCACAAGGAGCGCAACACACAAAAUCCUCCCAAACCAUCAAAGGCUAUUGAUCAAGCCGGAUCUUCUAUCUUCCGCUCUUCUCACAGCGAGGACGGUAUUCUGAGCAGUGGUAUGGGACAUAAUCGAAAGUCAAACUCGAAGGUUAAGUCCUCACGCACUUUGCGCCAAGCAAAAGACAAUCAACAAACCACAAACAAAAUCGCCCGAGCAAAUGAAGCAAAAUACCCAAAGCCGUCUCACUAUGGAGAAUCCGACGACGACGUAUCCUCCUUCUACUUAAGCGACGAUUCAUCCCCUGACCCACAACCCGAAGAAUCCACCCAAUCCUUCCUCUCCCGAAUCAGCAAAUUGCACAAUAUCACCCUCGACACCCCAGCAAAGAAAGCCUUUGAUAUCCAAGCUGACUUCGAUACCGCGAAGCCGUAUGAUGGUAACACUCCAUUUGCGAAGAGGUUGAGGGCGCGGUUGUUUCCUGGUAUGGAUCAGGAGGGCAAGGAGAAGACAGUUGAGAAGGGCGAAGCAGGAAAGAACAGCGAGAAGGGUGGAAAGGAGAAGACGACAAAGAAAGAAGAGCUAGACUCCGAAGACGAAGAUUGGGAAACUGUGGAAAAGCCAAAGGGUCCGAGAAAGGGAUUGAGUUGGAGAGAAGAAUUGGACUGGAAGCUCAUGAGUAGCUGGAGAAAGCAUGAGGGAUUGGAAUCUUUCUGGUGA
Molecule: messenger RNA, 1383 nt
Organism: Mollisia scopiformis
Lineage: Eukaryota; Fungi; Ascomycota; Leotiomycetes; Helotiales; Mollisiaceae
Exons: 2
Coding region: 1-1383 (460 amino acids)
Source: RefSeq, a predicted model, not a curated record